Molecule: messenger RNA, 900 nt
Organism: Chanos chanos (milkfish)
Lineage: Eukaryota; Metazoa; Chordata; Actinopteri; Gonorynchiformes; Chanidae
Gene: tmem276b
Product: transmembrane protein 276b
Exons: 4
Coding region: 1-900 (299 amino acids)
Cellular component (GO): membrane
Source: RefSeq, a predicted model, not a curated record
AUGGCCGCCAUUAAGAUUUUAACCAGUACUGGGCUUUUCUUAGCAUUCUGUGCUUUAGGUUUGCUUGCAAUGGCCAUCUCCACCGACCACUGGUACGAAACGGAUGCACGGCGACACCGGGAACGUUGUAAAAACUACGCAAACAAGCGGAAUGACCCUGGAUAUAUUUACAUCUCGAAUCACAACCUGCCUCUCCAAAUGCCUCCAAAGGGCACUGAAAAGAAAGUGAAAGGGCCAAGUGUAGGAUUACUACCUCGAGAAAAGCGACACUUCUUGGCUGCAGCUUCGUCCAUGGAGUCCCACUGUAGCCGUCAGUUUAACUCUACCGUAUCUGGACUCUGGAGAAAGUGUCACCGCGUUGGUUUUGAUCUGGAGACAGAAGACCUUAUCUAUAAAGGGUUAGUUCAGAGAUGUACACCAGUAAAAUACCAUUACUCCUCCUCCAUUCUCCCUCGAAAUCUGCCAAUUAAUAUUACUAAGACUAUCCGACAGGACGAGUGGCAUGCCCUGCACCUGCGUAGGAUGACUGCAGGCUUUGUGGGCAUGGCUGUGUCCAUCAUCCUCUUCGGCUGGAUCAUCGGUGUGCUAGGCUGCUGCCAGCACCAUGAUCUUAUGCAGUACGUAGCUGGACUACUCUUCCUCAUGGGAGGAACGUGUUGUAUCAUUUCCCUGUGCACAUGCGUGGCAGGGAUCAACUUUGAGCUGUCACGUUACCCUCGUUACCUGUACGGUCUACCGGAGGACAUCAGCCAUGGUUACGGUUGGUCUAUGUUCUGUGCUUGGGGGGGCCUUGGUCUCACACUGUUGGCAGGUUUCCUGUGCACGUUGGCCCCCUCCCUUAGCACACCCUCUGCUCGUUCCACCAUCCACAAACCGCGGCAGGAGAACGGCACGGUGUGA